AUGGACAAAAAAAUUGUUAAAUCAUACGAAUGCGAAAAUAUGCUAAAUAGCAAUGAACAAACGAAUUCCAGUAUUAUUCGAUGUCCGAUACCAACAGCACCAUUAAUUGAAAACUGUGAUGAUUCGCCUUAUUCCGUAACUGUUUUACGUGAUCCACCGCCGUACAGUCCGCCAUUGCUAUCACAUUCGAAUGCGGAACCAUUUUUGACGGGAAUUUCCCAAAAACAAAGCGGGAAAUCACGACAAUUACGUCGAUGUGAUACUGAUAUGAUGUUCAAAGUUGCAUUAUUUGGUGGGAUAAUUGCGGCUUUUAUGCUAGCUGGCGGUAUUUGGUGCUUAUACGAUUCAUCACCAUAUUGUCCGUACUUUUCCGCCAUUUGGACAUCAAUCGUAUUUAUUGUAAAUGCUUUGGUUGGUAUUGUAGCUGCAAAACGUGGUACCGUAAACCUCUUUGUUGCUUAUUUGGUGCUUUCAUUAAUAUCCGUAAUGCUAUGUGCUAUUAGCGCUACCAUCUCGGCUAGGAAUUGGUCUUUGAUCGGUACUUAUCAACAUCCAAAAAUUGAUCGUAAUGAAGCAUUUUGUUUGAUCGGUGAAUAUGAUGCUUCUCGAGCACGAUAUAUUUUAACACAAAUGAAUCGUUACGAUUUUAGACAGUGCUUAUUUCAACUUAAAGUAGGUAUUGGCAUCAACAGUAUACAAUUUAUUAUUGCUAUUAUUGAAGCAAUUCUUAAUUUUCUUUCGUCAGUUCUAUGCUGUAAACAAAUAUGUACGAAAUGUUUUGGUACCUAA
This is a messenger RNA of Brugia malayi, 789 nucleotides long. RefSeq lists its product as uncharacterized. Bases 1 to 789 code for a protein of 262 amino acids. The record is from RefSeq and is a predicted model, not a curated record. Lineage: Eukaryota; Metazoa; Nematoda; Chromadorea; Rhabditida; Onchocercidae. Gene Ontology annotation, cellular component: membrane. The transcript has 5 exons.